GAGCGGAUUAGAAUGAUUGGGUUAGAUAAUGUGGACUCAAUUGAAGCAGGACCCCCCCUCAGCAGACUGGUUCUUAUUUACAGAUCUCACACUCCUCUCAUCUCCCUUGCUAAGGUUGACGGCCACAUUCCCUUCAGCCCGUCCUCCUGUGUGCUUCUGAUCGAGUUUGCCAAGCUCCUCGUCUCUUUCGCUGCCCUGGUGGCGACCGGGAAUCUGUCCGUCCUAGUGUCUGUGUCCACUGUCACAGUGGCACAGUUCGCCGUUCCCGCUCUUCUGUACGCUUUCAACAACAACCUGGUGGGCCUCAUGCAGGUCUACAUGGAUCCCAGCUCUCUGUCUGGGAAAAAGCAGACGAGGGCUGUGGGGCUGCUGGUCUCUGUCACAGCUACAGCAGUCUGGAUUGGGAGCUUCAGAAAGAGGAGAAAUUGAGUCCCUGCUGGUCUGCUGCUGGUGCUUGUGUAUUGCUUCGUGUCUGGAAUGGCGCGGGUGCUGAAAACCCAACGUCUGCCUCUGAGCCUCCAGAAUCUCUUCCUGUAUGCGUUUGGGGUGGCGCUGAAUCUGGCAUCUCACCUGUUGGGAGGUGACGCAGGACGGCUGGGUUUUAUGGACUGAUUCACAGCACUGGUUUGGCUCAUUAUUGCGGGACAGGUGACAAACAGUCUCCUCAUGUUUGUCGUGAUGAAACAUGGAACGGGAAUCACCAGACUCUUCGUCAUCUCUUCUGCCACUGUCCUCUCCUGGUGGCUUCUGGGAAUACAGCUCACACCUCACUUCCUGUUUCCUGUGGUGCUGAUUGGAUGGGCAGUGUACCUGUAUUACAGGUAGAGCCACAGAAUCUCAGUUAGAGCUACUGCACAAAUAGUUUUUUAAAGGGUUUGUUUUUUAGUUCAUUUGUUUGUUUAUCUCCAUUUUGGAUUUAUUUUCUUCAUCGUGUGCCCACUAACAUCCCUUCUGCCGUCAUUAUAAUAAAGUGCAUCUUAUUGAAUCAA
Triplophysa rosa is the source of this 989-nucleotide messenger RNA. It is a transcript of the gene slc35a4, whose product is annotated as solute carrier family 35 member A4. Gene Ontology annotation, molecular function: pyrimidine nucleotide-sugar transmembrane transporter activity. Gene Ontology annotation, cellular component: Golgi membrane. Gene Ontology annotation, biological process: pyrimidine nucleotide-sugar transmembrane transport. NCBI's taxonomy places the organism in Eukaryota, Metazoa, Chordata, Actinopteri, Cypriniformes, Nemacheilidae. The record is from RefSeq and is a predicted model, not a curated record.